Chiloscyllium plagiosum (whitespotted bambooshark) is the source of this 2662-nucleotide messenger RNA. It is a transcript of the gene fgf20a, whose product is annotated as fibroblast growth factor 20a. Lineage: Eukaryota; Metazoa; Chordata; Chondrichthyes; Orectolobiformes; Hemiscylliidae. The record is from RefSeq and is a predicted model, not a curated record. Gene Ontology annotation, molecular function: growth factor activity.
GAACAUUGUGUAAAAUAUGGUGGUCCUGUGGGUUGCACUUGAAAGUAAAUAAAUAAAAACUGGCGAUCGGAAUGAGACGAGUUUAUUAGCAUAUGCCCAGAGGGCUUAUUUACAUACGGUAUGUAUAUAAACAGUCGGCUAAUCUGAUUCGUUUCAGAACCAAACUAGAAUAUGUUCCUUUCGGCGUUAAGUCUCUGGACUUUUUUAAGAGCAUGAAAUAGAUAGUGUACCGCUGAGUGAAAACCACGCAAAUCAUCAGGGGCGCGACCUUUUAUUUUUUUGGUUUUUUUUAGAGUUUUUUAUUUUUGUGUGCUUUUUGUUCCCCCUCCCAUUUUAGUGUGUAACGGUGUACUCGGUCAAGCGGCUCACCAUGGCCCCGUUAGCCGACAUCGCGAGCUACUUGGGCGGUCUGGAUGCUGGACACAUCGCGGCUCCGUUCUUCCUGCCCGCAGCUGACUCGCCGGUUCUCCUGAGCGAUCACCUCGCCCAGACCGAAAGCAGGUUAUCGCGAAGCACCACCACCGACUUGGUGCACUUGCAGGGGAUACUGCGAAGGAGACAGCUGUACUGUAGGACUGGCUUUCAUUUGGAAAUCCUUCCAGGUGGAACAGUGCAGGGGACCAGGCGGGACCAUAGCCCUUUCGGGAUCCUGGAAUUUAUCAGCAUUGCUGUGGGAUUGGUCAGCAUUAGGGGAGUGGAUAGUGGCCUCUACCUGGGAAUGAACGAUAAAGGAGAACUGUACGGCUCAGAGAAACUGACAGCAGAAUGCAUCUUCAGAGAGCAAUUUGAAGAGAAUUGGUACAAUACUUAUUCCUCAAAUCUGUACAAACACAAUGACACCGGAAGACGAUAUUUCAUUGCACUCAAUAAAGAUGGAUCUCCAAGAGAUGGAAGCAGAUCCAAAAGGCAUCAGAAGUUUACACAUUUCUUGCCAAGACCUGUGGAUCCUGAGAAAGUACCUGAACUCUAUCGAGAUUUAUUAGGAUAUAGUUGAAGCUGUUCAGCACCUGAUGAAGAAGAAUUAUUUAAUCUUUCUUCACAGAAACAAGGAUGUAGAACAACAGCUUCUUACAGCUGUAAGUAAUUUGGAGAGAGGAUGCCCUCUCUGAGAUGUGGCCUUAGUUUCUUCAAGUACGAAGCACUAAAAGUGUGUAAAUCAGCUGCUUCAUCGAUGACCUUCAGUCUUCAGAAGUUAGAAGUGCACAAUUUUCAGUGUCAUUCUUCACUAUUCAGAACGGAAGCAACGUGUGUCCAAAUGCUACAAGGCCUUGACAACAUCCAGACUUGAUCUCAAAGUGGCAAGGAUCAGAUAAUAACCAUUUCUAACCACUUUCCCAUGACAUUCAAUGGCAUUACCAUUGCUGAAAACCACUAUGAGUAUCAUUGGGAUUACUAACGUCAGAGUUAUCAUUGACUAGAGAUUAAAUUAAACUAACAGCAGCUCAGAGAUUAGGAAUUCUUUGACUCACUUCCUGAUUCCCCAGAGCUAGUUUGCCAUCUACAAGCACAAGAGAUAUGUUGGAUAUUUUCUACUUGCUUGAAAAAAUGCAGCUCCAAUAACACUCAAGAAGGACAAAACAACACCACGUAGGACAGGACAACUAGUUCGAUUGUAUGCCACCCAUCACUGUCAAUAUUCUCCCUCCACCAUUGAAACAUAGUGGUAGCAGUAUUUACCAUCAACAAGAUGCAUCACAGUAACUCAUCAAGGCUGCUUCAACAGCAUAUUCUAAACUUGUGACCUCUACCAUCUAGGACAACAAGGAUACCACCACCAUUUGCAAGUUCAACUCAAAGUUACAUGCUAUCCUGACUUAGAACUACAUGCCAAUUCUUCUUUGUCACUGCAUCAAAAUUCUGGAACUCCAAACAUAACAGGUCUGUUGGUGUCCCUAUAGUAUGAUGAGCCGUGGUUCAAGAAUGGCAUACUACUAACUUAUCAAUGGCAAAUAGGGAUGGACAACAAAUGCUGGCUGAGCCUACAAUACCUACAUUAUCUGAAAGAAAAAAAAGUAUCUGGUCCAGAUUUUAUUCUUUACAUUUAUGAGUUUACAAGUUAUUGAUAUCAGUAAUGUUAUAUUUUAGCAGCAGAUGAAGGGAGGUGGCUUGAUUUGAUCAUAAACUUCAAUAUGUCCUGCUGCCAGUGCCUUCUUUUUGGGAUUCACAUAAUAGUUACACUAACUUGUUUCUUCAUGUAACUGGAAAAAAUAUCACCUUGGUAAAAUGUCAACUGUGAAGAGCACUACCAGACUUUUCACUCUUACCACAGAAUAUCACCACAAUGAAAGAGUAACUUCUAGUGCAUUGACAUGACCGGCAUCCAAAAAAUAUGGGCAGAACCUUAACUCACAUUGUCUUGGGCAACGUUGGAUGUAUUUAUACAAUUCCAAAUCACAUAUAUUUAUUUUAUAUAAUUAUUUAUUAAGAAGAGUUUAUUUUUACUGAGAAAUGUACAGGUGAGAUUUAAAAAAAGCACAACAUGAACUGUGCCAUUAUUCACUCAGAGGAUCUUUCAAUGCAAACAGCGAUUACUACAUUGUGGAACAAGAGGUUUCAUCCAUAGACUUUCCUUUCAGAGACAUUUUAUUAUUUGUAAUAAUCUAAUGUGUAGCUGUUUCUUGACUGUAACAUGAGAGAAGCACACGUUUCAUUUCAUUUUAUA